This is a messenger RNA of Aspergillus versicolor CBS 583.65, 1269 nucleotides long. RefSeq names its product dipeptidase. The record is from RefSeq and is a predicted model, not a curated record. Gene Ontology annotation, molecular function: metallodipeptidase activity. Bases 1 to 1269 code for a protein of 422 amino acids. Lineage: Eukaryota; Fungi; Ascomycota; Eurotiomycetes; Eurotiales; Aspergillaceae. Gene Ontology annotation, biological process: proteolysis. The transcript has 3 exons.
AUGCAGCCAUUACUGCCGACGAAAGAAGCUGCAGAUCUGCACCCGCACCAGUCCUCCCCACCGGCCGUUGAGCCCGUUGAGCCGUCCGCCUGGAAACGGCGCGCGCUUGGCCUGGUUGCCGUUGGACUGGUCGCCUGCUAUGGCAUCGCCCAUCUUUCGCCGUGUCACACCAAAGUCGAUCCCGUCGAGCAGGUCCUGCAGCUGCAGCCGUUGACUGACGGCCACAAUGACUUUGCGGAAUUCAUCCGCAGCUACUACAACAACCACAUCUACCAGAGCAAUUUCUCCGACAAGAUCGAACUGCCCGGCCAGGUCGACUUUCCCCGUCUAGAGAAAGGCCGCGUCCGGGGCCAAUUCUGGAGCGUCUAUGUCGCAUGCAAUGAAAGCUCCCCAUCCCCCAAUUACGAAUACAUCCACGACACCUUGCAGCAGAUCGACCUCAUCCACCGCCUCGCAACCCUCUACCCCGACCAUCUCACCCUCGUCCCCAACACCACCGCCUUCCUGGACAUAUUCAAAACCUCCACCACCCGCAUCGCCUCCUUCCUCGGCAUCGAGGGCCUCCACCAAAUCGGCUCUUCCGCAUCCACACUCCGCCUCUACCACUCCCUGGGCGUACGCUACGCAACCCUCACGCACUUCUGCCACAAUGAAUACGCAGACAGCGCAUCCCCAGCCCAGCCCCUCCACCACGGCCUCUCCUCUGCAGGCCGCCACAUGGUCCUCGAAAUGAACCGCCUCGGCAUGGCUGUUGAUCUUGCGCACGUCAGCGCUAAGACUAUGCACGAUGCCCUAGAUACGAGCAAGGCACCGGUCCUCUUCUCCCAUUCCUCUGCCUAUGCCCUGUGUAACCACCCGCGCAAUGUCCCUGACGAUAUCCUGCACCGUCUUGCUGAGAAUGGCGGCGUCGUUAUGGUUACGUUUUUCCCGGAGUAUACGCGCUGCAGCAGCAGCGAGGGCGGCAGCGAACGCGAUGAUCCGGAACCCGCAACGCUCUCAGACGUCGCUGACCAUAUCCAGUACGUGGGUGAUAUGAUCGGGUAUAAGCACGUCGGACUCGGGUCGGACUUUGACGGGAUGGGAGAGGCCGUGCGUGGGCUGGAGGAUGUAAGCAAGUACCCUGAUUUGAUUCGGGAGUUGUUGCGGCGGGGUGUGGGUGUGGAGGAUGUUGCUGGUGUUAUCGGGGGGAAUGUCCUCCGGGUUAUGCGUGGGGUUGAGGAUGUUGCGGCGGAGAUGGUUGAGGAGGGGGUGAGGCCUUUGGAGGAUUAA